CCAACCUGCUGAGGACACAGACUGAGAAAACGCUGCAGAGGACGGACACCUUUUCAUUUUGACCAUGCCGAGAAAAAAGGAUACGGAUGAUAUUAACAUAGAGAUGGACGCAGAUGAGAGUGAAAGUGAUGAUGGCGGCAACAACAAGAGGACAAACAACAGGAGGCAGGGAGCUGGAAGAGGAGGUGCAAGGGGAAGAGGCCGGGGUAAAAAACCUGCCAGUGAGGACGAAGACGAGGAUGAUGAAGAUGAAGCCCCCAGGGGACGCAGGGGAGCAAACAAGAAGAAGCCCGUCAAGAAACGUGGCGGUCGCAACGCGAAAGAUGACGAUGACAGUGAGGACGAGGCUCCAAAGAAAGGUCGAAAAGGAGCAGCCAAUAAGAAGAAAGGAGGCAAAGCUCAGGACAGUGAUGACGAUGACAGUGAUGCGGGGAAAGGGAAGAAGGGAAAGAGGGGAGGAAAGAAAGGAGGGAAGGAUGAGGAGGACAGUAAGGGUAAGAAGGGGGAUGCCAAAGGGAAGGACAAGGGGAAAGACAAGGACAAUGACAAUGACAAGAAGAAGAAGAAGAAGAAAAAGGACGACAGUUCUGAUUCUGAUUCCAACACCAACUCUGAAGAGGAUGAGUCCAUGUCGGAGGGAGAGAUGGCCCGGCUGAUGGAGGAGGUGGAGGAGAAGAAGAAACUGAUCGCCACCAUCAGGAACAAGCCUUGGAGGAUGAAGCGGAGGCUUGUUCACCUGAAGGAGGCUCAAGAAUUCGUUGAUAAGUUUGAAGGAGCUUUGGGCAAAGGAAAAGGCAGGAAGUGGUACGCCUACAAAGUGAUGAUGAAAAAGAAAUGGAUCAAGUUCUCAAGGGAUUUUGAAAACUUCAGAACGGCCUGUAUCCCCUGGGAGAGGAAGAUUAAAGAGGUGGAGAGUCACUUUGGGUCAUCUGUGGCUUCUUACUUCAUUUUCCUGCGCUGGAUGUACGGCAUGAACCUGGUCCUUUUUGGUUUCACUUUUGGACUGGUGGUCAUCCCUGAGGUUCUGAUGGGCCUUCCCUAUGGCUCCAUUCCCAGGAAGACUGUCCCGAGAGCAGAUCAGGACACCGCUCAGGACUACUCUGUCCUCAUGGAUUUCCAAGGUUACUGCAAGUACUCAAUCAUGUUCUACGGAUACUACAACAACCAGAGGACCAUCGGCCUGCUGAAGUUCAGGCUGCCUCUCUCCUACCUCAUGGUCGGGAUCGGCACCUUCGGAUACAGCCUGAUGGUCGUGAUCCGCACAAUGGCCAAGAACGCUGAUGUCGGUGGAGGAGACGGAGACGAAGGAGAGUUCACGUUCGCCUGGAAGAUGUUCACCAGCUGGGAUUACCUCAUAGGCAACUCAGAGACCGCUGACAACAAAUACGCCUCCAUCACCACCAGCUUCAAGGAGUCCAUUGUAGACGAGCAGGAGAACCAGAAGGAUGAGAACAUUCACCUGCGGAGGUUCCUCAGAGUCCUGGCUAACCUCAUGAUCGUGUGCAGCCUCGGAGGCAGCGGGUACCUCAUCUACUUUGUAGUGAAGAGGUCUCAGGAGUUCGCCAACAGGGACGACCUCAGCUGGUACGAGAAGAACGAGUUGGAGCUCAUCAUGUCUCUGCUGGGUCUGGUGUGUCCUCCUCUGUUUGAGACCAUCGCUGAGCUGGAGGACUACCAUCCUCGAAUCGCCCUCAAGUGGCAGCUCGGACGCAUCUUCGCCCUUUUCUUGGGGAACCUGUACACCUUUCUGUUCGCCCUGUUUGACGAGGUCAACAACAAGCUGGAACAAGAGGGGUCUAUUAGGAACGCUAGCCUCUGGGCCAUGAAGGAGUACUACGCCAACUACACGCUCUUCCUAAACGACUCCAGCUUAACCCCCCCUCCUAUGCCCCCUGCUGAUGUCAUCAGAGGACCCUGCUGGGAGACUGCUGUCGGAAUAGAGUUUGUGAAGCUGACAGUGUCGGACAUCCAGGUGUCCUACCUGACCAUCCUGAUAGGAGACUUUGCUCGAGCGGUCAUCGUUCGCUUCCUCAACUACUGCUGGUGCUGGGACCUGGAGGCUGGAUUUCCUUCAUAUGGAGAGUUUGACAUCAGUGGUAAUGUACUUGGUUUGGUCUUCAACCAAGGGAUGAUCUGGAUGGGUGCGUUUUACGCUCCUGGGCUGGUGGGCAUCAACGUGCUGCGCCUCCUCAGCUCCAUGUACUACCAGUGUUGGGCUGUAAUGGCCACCAACGUCCCCCACGAGAGAGUCUUCAAAGCCUCCAAGUCCAACAACUUCUACAUGGGUCUGCUGCUCCUUAUCCUCUUCCUCAGUCUGCUACCUGUCGUCUACACCAUCAUGACCCUGCCACCUUCAUUCGACUGCGGACCCUUCAGUGGCAAGCCCAAGAUGUUUGAUGUUAUCAUGGAAACGAUCGACCUGGACCUUCCAGCCUUCUUGGGGACGCUUUUCAGCUACGCAGCCAACCCAGGCCUCAUCAUACCAGCUGUACUGCUCAUGGUACUGGCCAUCUACUAUCUGAACUCAGUGUCUGAGGCCUAUCAAAACGCCAACAUGGAGCUGAAGAAGAAGAUGCAGAUGGCUCGAGAUGAAGAGAAGAACCGGAGGAACAACACGGACAGCACAAACCAGGUGAUGAAAGACCUGGAGGACCUGCUGCCCAGAGGAUCCCUCAUGGCUCCACCAGAGCCUGAAAAACCACCAGAACCGGAAUCAAGGUUAACUAAGACCAAGCCGGGGUCAGCGGGUAAAGGCGUUAAUCUGCAGAAAGAUGUGGCUCUGGCAUCGCCCAACCCCAACGCUCGAGGGCCGGUGAACCGUUCUCCUGGGCCGAGGGGAGCCGGACCGGGUCAGGGUCCUGGACGGGGUCAGGGUCCUGGUCCUGGACGGGGUCAGGGUCCUGGUCCUGGACGGGGUCAGGGUCCUGGACGGGGUCAGGGUCCUGGGGGUCCUGGUCCUGGACGAGGUCGAGGUAGAGGGCCCCCUCCGAGAUAACAGUGUGAAAACCAUUCCUGAAGGCUGUGUUCAUGCCUCAGUUCAUUUUACAGCAUGAGACUUAAACAGGCACCUUCAUUUGGUCUGCAUAUUUCCUUACUGACAUCAAAAGUUCAAAGAAUACUGAAGGUCAUUUUUGAAGAAUACAGCUCUACAAAAUGUUGCCUACAGUAUUGUUUUGCAACACAGUGCUGUAAAGAUCUCUAUAUUUUAUCUUGAGCAACCCAUCAUUUGAGGAGAAGUGUGCUAUGCUUUUCGUUAAGCUUGUCUUAUGCCUAUGCUUAGGCUUAUGGGUUCCCAGAUUGCAUUUUGGUCAAUGUGUUCAGUAUUGCUCUCCAAACGGACUGAAGCCUGCAUUCAACCGAUGCCUGCUCAAACAGAAUUUGUCAAUACUUCUCAAAAUGUAAACAGAAACCAGAGCGCUGUGGAUACAUAAAUCUUGUCCACCUUGCCUACUAUUUAUAGAGAUGUUUAAACCACAGUGGGUCAAAUAUUACCGUCCAUACAGUAACUGCCUGGCUUUAGGAUAUCUGUUGGAAACACCUUUGUCUUAACUUGGGUAGCUACUGGUGAGGUUCUCUGUGGACUAACAUUAUUUUCAUAUAUCAAGAUAACUCCUUGUGUAUUUUUGCUUACAUUUACAAUACAUACAGAAACAUGUUAUUUAGUGGUAAUGUGUACUCAGGCUGUUUUGUUUUACAUGUACACUGACUUUG
This is a messenger RNA of Trematomus bernacchii (emerald rockcod), 3711 nucleotides long. It is a transcript of the gene tmc2a, whose product is annotated as transmembrane channel-like 2a. Gene Ontology annotation, molecular function: mechanosensitive monoatomic ion channel activity. The transcript has 21 exons. NCBI's taxonomy places the organism in Eukaryota, Metazoa, Chordata, Actinopteri, Perciformes, Nototheniidae. Bases 65 to 2995 code for a protein of 976 amino acids. Gene Ontology annotation, biological process: vestibular reflex; detection of mechanical stimulus involved in sensory perception of sound. Gene Ontology annotation, cellular component: plasma membrane. The record is from RefSeq and is a predicted model, not a curated record.